AUGGCAGCCCCCAACAUGGGCCUCCUGCUGCCGCUGGGGCUCUGCCGGUUCAGUUCCUGCGGGUGGUCCCUGUGCAGUCCGUUGGGAGGGACCCUGACCGCAGACACUCCGUCCCCUCUGCCUGCCCCGUGGCCCCGGGGAGCGGACUGCCCCGUCCUGCAUACCGUGGGUGCGCUUGAGCUGGCGGGCGUUCGCGAUCAGGAACUCUAUCUGGUUGGAGCCCUCGUAGUUGACACAGCCCCGGCAGACCACCUCGCUGAAGUCCCACACCACGGUCCAGGGCAUCUUGGGCAGGUCACACAGGAGCAGACCGAGGCAGUCCCACAUCCUCCCCCUCUGUGCCGGAGAAGAGGCUCUGAUCCCCGCAGAAGAGACUGUAUCUUCAGUGUUUGUUUACCCCCGCGGCCUCCGUGUGCUGCUGUCACGGUCCCGUCAGGCGGACUGGCCUUAUGUAACACAGAGCUGGUGCAUUGUGGGAACAGUAGUCCUCCUAACUUGUUAGAUCAGUGCGAAGGAGCGCACAAGAACUACAGCAGAGGAGCGGAAGUACCACUGGCCCCGCCCCCUGGCCCCGCCCCCUGGCCCACAGAAAGCGUGCGUCCAAACAACGCGUUCACAACUUUCAUGCUUUGUGAGGACGAGGGUCCGGGCCCAGAGACCCACGCGGAGCUGCAUCUAGCAGAGGCCCUACAGGAGGCCCUACAGGAGUCUCUACAGGAGGCCCUACAGGAGGCCCUACAGGAGUCCCUACAGGAGUCCCUACAGGAGUCUCUACAGGAGGCCCUACAGGAGUCCCUACAGGAGUCCCUACAGGAGUCCCUACAGGAGUCCCUACAGGAGGCCCUACAGGAGUCCCUACAGGAGUCCCUACAGGAGUCCCUACAGGAGUCCCUACAGGAGGCCCUACAGGAGUCCCUACAGGAGUCCCUACAGGAGUCCCUACAGGAGUCCCUACAGGAGUCCCUACAGGAGUCCCUACAGGAGUCCCUACAGGAGUCCCUACAGGAGUCCCUACAGGAGUCCCUACAGGAGUCCCUACAGGAGUCCCUACAGGAGUCCCUACAGGAGUCCCUACAGGAGUCCCUACAGGAGUCCCUACAGGAGUCCCUACAGGAGUCCCUACAGGAGUCCCUACAGGAGUCCCUACAGGAGUCCCUACAGGAGUCCCUACAGGAGUCCCUACAGGAGUCCCUACAGGAGUCCCUACAGGAGUCCCUACAGGAGUCCCUACAGGAGUCCCUACAGGAGUCCCUACAGGAGUCCCUACAGGAGUCCCUACAGGAGUCCCUACAGGAGUCCCUACAGGAGGCCCGGCCUCCGUUGUAUUCAGAGAGCACUAGGACCAGCCAGAGCACCAAGUUCCAGUGUCCUGCAGACUUUGUGUCCUUCUCCUAUAAGCCCUGCAGCUCCACGCUGAAGGCUCACAGCAGCUCAGAGCUGUGGCUCAUCAAAGCUCCGGCCAGCUUUGAGCCACAAUGCUUCACCGGUGUUCAACUGCCCCUCCACGGCAUGAGUUCACUUGGCGUCCCAUCCACAGAUGGGGGGGAGCUCACAUACACUGUCCUGAGCUCUUCCCGUCACUGCUCCAAGCUCCGUCUCCUCACCUGCCCCAAGGAUACCCCCAGCACCACCUCCUUAGGCCCACCCUUUACUGGCCUCAUCAGCAUCAACCAGAGCUAUGGGUUGAGUGCAGACUGUGACCAGGCUCUCCACACCAUCCCUGCCCUUCCACAGCCUGCCCUGCCCCCUGGACUCAAACAGAGGUUUCAAUACACAGCAGUGUCAGUGGGGAAGAAGAGGAGGAGGGAGAAGAGGGUCAAAACAGAAGAGCCGUCAGAGAGCACAGUGCGAGAGGAGGGCACACAGUGCAGUGUCAAGGCAGAGGUCAAAGUUGAGCCUCUGGAGCCAGAGUACACCCAGACCCAACAAGACCACAGAAGCAGCAAGAAGAAGAAGAGCAGGAGCAACACUGCUAAAUAG
Molecule: messenger RNA, 1980 nt
Organism: Knipowitschia caucasica
Lineage: Eukaryota; Metazoa; Chordata; Actinopteri; Gobiiformes; Gobiidae
Source: the annotation of a GenBank genome assembly